Messenger RNA from Adineta ricciae, 672 nucleotides. NCBI's taxonomy places the organism in Eukaryota, Metazoa, Rotifera, Eurotatoria, Adinetida, Adinetidae. The record is from the annotation of a GenBank genome assembly.
AUGCUUGAAAGCAAUCCGAUACUAACAACGACGACCGCUGGUUUCACUAACAUCAAUACACCAUCAACGAGCAAUACAAUAGGUAGUAUUUUUACUCCCGAACAGGUUGCUUGCGUGUGUGAAGUACUUCAACAAAGUAACGAUAUACAACGGCUCGGUGACUUUCUGUGGAAUUUACCAACAUGUGAACAUUUUCAUAACAAUGAAAGUGUAGUCAAAGCUAAAGCAGUUGUUGCAUUUCGUCGAGGAAAUUAUCGCGAACUUUAUCAUAUUCUCGAACGUUAUCAGUUUGCACCGUGUAGUCAUCCACAAUUACAACAAUUAUGGUUACAAGCGCACUAUAACGAAGCAGAAAAACUUCGUGGAAGACCCUUAGGAGCCGUUGGUAAAUAUCGUGUUCGAAGAAAGUUUCCUUUGCCACGAACGAUCUGGGACGGAGAAGAAACAAGUUAUUGUUUUAAAGAAAAAUCGCGUAACGCUCUCCGAGAUUGGUAUCUACAUAAUCCGUAUCCGUCACCACGAGAAAAACGUGAAUUAGCUGAAGGAACAGGCUUGACAACAACUCAAGUAUCAAAUUGGUUCAAAAAUCGACGACAACGUGAUCGAGCAUCAGAAACAAAUGAUAGGCAAGUUGUUCUAUUUGCUUUUAAUGAAGAACAGAUGUGUAUAUAA